Colletotrichum spaethianum is the source of this 372-nucleotide messenger RNA. Its product is annotated as protein HEAT-STRESS-ASSOCIATED 32. The transcript is spliced from 3 exons. The record is from RefSeq and is a predicted model, not a curated record. Lineage: Eukaryota; Fungi; Ascomycota; Sordariomycetes; Glomerellales; Glomerellaceae. Bases 1 to 372 code for a protein of 123 amino acids.
AUGCCCCACUCACGCGUCCAUUUACGGUGUCGAGCGUCCCCAUCGGCGACCUCCAAGCUCAAGGUCAUACUACAGGAUGACCAGGCUUAUGGCUUCAUCCGUUACAACCGCCGCGACCUCAAGCCCCGAUUCAAGUCCCUCACAGAGAUCCGCGAGCCAUACUACUCGGACAAGCUGAAGGAGCUCAUUAACCUAGCCUACCAACACGACGUAUACAUCUCAACUACAUCACAGGGCGUUUGGAUCAAACACUUCCUCACCCAGUCCAACCCCGAAGCCGUUGUCGAUCGCUACCUCGAAACUUGCAAACGCCUAGGUUUCGACGUUGUCGAGUUCUCCAUCGGCUUCCUCUUGCUGCCGCCCGACAACUAG